This is a messenger RNA of Protobothrops mucrosquamatus (brown spotted pit viper), 3064 nucleotides long. RefSeq names its product guanylate-binding protein 1. Bases 117 to 2015 code for a protein of 632 amino acids. The record is from RefSeq and is a predicted model, not a curated record. Lineage: Eukaryota; Metazoa; Chordata; Lepidosauria; Squamata; Viperidae. Gene Ontology annotation, molecular function: GTPase activity; GTP binding. The transcript has 11 exons.
UAAAAUCCCCGAGGCGAGCGCAGGAGGGGAGAGAGAUCGUUGCAGGCUGCAAAGAGAGCCGGUGGGCGAUCCAGUGAUUUCCUUUGCAAAGACGCUGCAUCUCCCCCAAAGCCAGGAUGGAAGCUCCGGUGUGCCUGGUUGAGAACAGGCCAGAUGGCCUCCGUGUCUCACCAGAGGCCCUUCAGUUGCUCUCGGAAAUCCGGAAGCCGGUGGUGGUGGUGUCCAUCAUAGGACUGUACCGGACAGGCAAGUCCUACCUGAUGAACAGGCUGGCUGGCAAAACUUCAGGUUUCUCUUUGGGUUCCACAGUGCAAGCCAAAACGAAAGGGAUCUGGAUGUGGUGUGUUCCCUAUCCAGAACAGCCCCAUCAAACCCUUGUCCUUCUGGAUACUGAGGGACUAGGUGAUACACAAAAGGACAGUUCUCAAAACGAUUCCUGGAUCUUCGCUUUGGCUGUGUUGCUGAGCAGCACCCUGGUCUACAACAGUAUGGGGAUCAUUGAUCAGACUGCUUUGGACAAGCUUCAUUUUGUGACCGAGCUGUCUAAACGUAUCAAGGCAAACACUUCCUCCACUUGUGAAGACGCUUCUGAAUUUGUUCGCUUCUUCCCGACCUUUGUCUGGACACUACGAGAUUUCACAGUACAGCUGGAAUGGGAUGGGCAACCCAUCACGGAGGACCAAUAUCUCGAACACGCUCUGGAAUUAAAAAAAGAUAACACUAAAGAGAAUGAGAUACUCAAUCUGCCACACAAAUGCAUCCGAUUAUUCUUCCCCAAACGGAAGUGCUUCAUCUUCGAAUGCCCUACUAAGAGGAAGAAUUUACCUCACCUGGAACAGAUGGAGGAUAGUGAGCUGGAGCCUGAAUUUGUGGAACCAGCGAACUCGUUCUGUCGUUACGUCUUUCAGACUUCUGAAAAAAAGACUCUUCCCGGCGGGCACGUGGUCACAGGCGACUUUUUGGCAAAGUUAAUCAAGACCUACGUGGAUACUAUCUGUAGAGGGGAAGUUCCCUGCCUGGAGAACGCCGUCGUGGCCUUGGCCAAGAUUGAGAACAGGGCAGCCCUGCAGGAAGCUGUUGGUCGCUAUGCGGAACUGAUGGACCAAGAUUUGCAGAUACCCACCGAGAAUCUCCAGGAACUUCUGGAUGUACACAAGAAAUGUGAGGAACAAGCCCUUCAGAUGUUCAUGGCUCGUGCCUUUAAGGAUGAUAAACAUCAGUUCCAGGUUGAACUCAUGAAAACUGUGGAGAGCAAAAAGGAAGAAUACUGCAGCAAAAAUGAGCUGAAAUCUUCUGAAAUCUGUUCAGCUUUAUUGAACUCACUAUCUGAGAACUUGGAGAAGAACAUCAACGACGGAAGCUACUCCCGAGCUGGUGGCCACCAGGAAUUUCUAAAUGACCUUCAAAAAGUGGAGGAACAAUUCUUGGAGACACCUAAGAAAGGAAUAAUGGCAGGGAAGUUCCUGAGAAAAUUCCUCCAGGGCAAGGAAGUCAUCGGCAAAACCAUCCUUAAAAGUGACAUAAGCAUUCAAAAGAAGGAGAAGGAAAUAGAAGAUGAAAAAAUGAAGGCCAAAGCCAAAGAGCAAGAACAGGAGGCCCAGGAGCAGGAAAUGGAAAUGUUGAAAGAGAAGUUGGAGGCCCAGAAACAGAGUCAUGAGAUGAACCUUCAGAAAUUAAAGGAGAAGAUGGUGGAAGAAAGGAAUCAGAGAAAGGCAGAGAACGAUAAGAUGAUUGAACAGAAACUCAAGGAACAACAAGCUUUCUUGAAAGAGGGUUUUGAGCAGGAAGCAAACCAACUGAAAAAGGAGAUUAAGCAGCUCAAAAAGGAAAAUGAAGCCAUGGAAGAACCAAGUUGGAUCAGCUCAGCUUUGGAAACUCUGGGAAAUGCACUCGCUGACGCAAUGCCCAUAAUUUGGGAUAAAGUUCUGGAUGCAUUUCCUGAACUGAUCAAGUAUUUCGAAUCAGAACUGAUAUUCUUAUUUCAAAAAGUUCUAGGAAGUGCUUCUACUUCCUAGAUUCUUUCCCAGGAGGUGCCUCUACUUCCUAGAUUCUUUCCCAGGAAGUGCCUCUACUUCCUAGUUUCUCUCCCAGGAAGUGCCUGUACUUCCUAGAUUCUCUCCCAGGAAGUGCUUCUACUUCCUAGAUUCUCUCCUAGGAAGUGCCUCUACUUCCUAGAAAUGACCUGGUUGCAUUCUUGCUACAGUUAUUUUAGAUCCGUUCUGUACAUUUAAAUUCAUGCCAUUCACAUUCAUUCUCAGACUUUAGGGACAUUUCUUUAAGAAGCUGGAGAUUUGAUUUCAAAGCUUCAUAGGCUUCUUGGAAUGCCACAAGUUAAGUUCAGGCUUUAUGUUGAGCUCCUGUUUGUUUUAAUCUUGAUGUUUUGAAUCGUGUCUGCAGGGGUUUAUAUAAAGCCCAAAUUUGAGCCCAUCACUUAAAUGCUAAUAGACCGGCUCUUUCAACACCCACCCAAUUUAGGUGCUACAUCUGAAUGCUCUUUGCAUAAUUUAUUUUACUUUCCCUGACAAUAUUGAUCAGUGUUUUUCAACCUUGGCAAGAUUUAGACAUCUGGACUUCCACUGCCAGAAUUUCCUGGGCACUGAUACGGAUUUUUAAAUAUUUUCUUUAAUAACAGUUUUAUUGUGUUUGUUGAGUGAGAAGCCUAUUUACACUAGUUCAUUAACAGAACUUCCAAACUCCUAGAGUUCUGAAUAUUUUAUUUUCACUGUUAACCUGUGCAUUUAACCUUGUUCUUAAUUCUAUUUUUAACUGUUCUUAUCCCACUGAAGCAUGGGAUAACUAAAUAUCAAUGUUUUUGCAUUGCAACUGAGGCACAUUAAGAAAGUACUUGCUUUAGCAUAUGACACCAGUGAGAUUGGCAAAAAUGUUUAAAAAUACUUCAAAUAACUGUUGGAAAUGCAAACAUUAUUGUAUCUGGUAGACAUACCCUAAAGCAAAAAGAUUUUGGGUUAAAAUACAUUUAUGGUUGGAGAAAAUGACUAAAAAAACAAAUAGACUUUAAACCAGAAUUAUUUUUGUUAGGAAUAAUAGGAGCAAAUUAUGAGAA